UGCCAGAGCGCUGAGCCGUCGGCGUCGCGGGAGGAUCCGGCUCCAUGAGCUCCGAGGUCGGGGCCCCGGUGCCUCGGAGCCCGGCCUUGAUGAGCGCCCCCUCGCAGCCUUCCUCCUCCUCCUCCUCCUCCGCCCUGGAGACCUCCAGCAGCACCAGCAGUAGCACCAGCGCCGCCGCCUCCGCCCCGUCGAAGGGCAAGAAGGCCAGCUCGGGGCUGCGUCGGCCGGAGAAGCCGCCCUACUCCUACAUCGCCCUGAUCGUGAUGGCCAUCCAGAGCUCGCCCUCCAAGCGGCUGACGCUGAGCGAGAUCUACCAGUUCCUGCAGGCCCGCUUCCCCUUCUUCCGCGGGGCCUACCAGGGCUGGAAGAACUCGGUCCGCCACAACCUCUCGCUCAACGAGUGCUUCAUCAAGCUGCCCAAGGGCCUGGGCCGCCCGGGGAAGGGCCACUACUGGACCAUCGACCCGGCCAGCGAGUUCAUGUUCGAGGAGGGCUCCUUCCGACGCCGCCCGCGGGGCUUCCGACGGAAGUGCCAGGCCCUCAAGCCCACCGCCGCCAUGUACCACCGCAUGGUCAACGGCCUGGGCUUCCUCCCGCAGGGCUUCGACUUCCAGGCCGGGGCCCCCGCCGCCCCCUUGGGCUGCCACCCCAACGCCUACGGGCCCCUGGAGGUCAUGCAGGCCGGGCCCUACGAGGCCCACCACGUCCCCCACAUGUCCCCCAGCCCCGGGUCCUCCUACAUGGCCAGCUGCCCCGUGGUCCCCUCCAACGCCAACGCCGACUACGGGCCGGAGACCAGCAGCAGCAGCCCGGUGCCCUCCUCGCCCGCCCUGGCCAGCGCCCUCGAGUGCCACUCGCCCUACGCCAGCCCCGCCGGGCACUGGACCCCCUCGGCCGCCUCCCCGUACCUCAAGCAGCAGGGCCUGCCGCCCCCGACCGCCGCCCCGACCGCCACCUCCGCCGCCCCCGCCGGCCUCCACUCCGGAGUGGCCCCUUACUCCCUCGAGCAAAGCUACCUGCACCAGAACGGACGGGAAGACCUCUCAGGUACCCAGCCUCCCUCCUCCCGGGGUUGCAAGUAG
Messenger RNA from Sceloporus undulatus (fence lizard), 1082 nucleotides. It is a transcript of the gene FOXF2, whose product is annotated as forkhead box F2. Gene Ontology annotation, cellular component: nucleus. The coding region runs from base 45 to 1082 and encodes 345 amino acids. Gene Ontology annotation, molecular function: RNA polymerase II cis-regulatory region sequence-specific DNA binding; DNA-binding transcription factor activity, RNA polymerase II-specific. Gene Ontology annotation, biological process: animal organ morphogenesis; regulation of transcription by RNA polymerase II. NCBI's taxonomy places the organism in Eukaryota, Metazoa, Chordata, Lepidosauria, Squamata, Phrynosomatidae. The transcript has a single exon. The record is from RefSeq and is a predicted model, not a curated record.